AUGAAGCCUUCUUUUGUUAUUUCCUUGACUCUCUGUAGCAUCUCUGCUGCGGUAGGCCAAGAGAUACUCUCAGAUCCCGGGACACUUGGCCCGGCUCUCGAAACCAUCCACCUCUUUUAUGAUCAGUGGCUAACAGGUUUCACCGUCUCCGCCAGUGGCCACAUCUUCGUCAAUUAUCCUCCAGUGUUUCCAAACAGUAUCAACUUUACAGUCGGGGAAAUCGUCAAUGGAAGAGAAGUUCCAUAUCCGAAUCUCGAGAUAAACACUCCUCCUGGUGGCCGUCUCAAUUACUCCACAAAUCCACCUACAAGCUCAAACAGUGAAGAUCAUCUCAUAGGUGUAAUAUCUGUCAUAACAGAUACCGAGGAUAGGCUGUGGAUUUUGGAUUCCGGUAGAGUCGCGUCAACCGAAGGCUUAGCUGAGACUGCUUACGGUGGACCAAAGUUGAUUGGAAUGCACUUGACACAUAACACCAUCUUCAAGAAAAUUCUUUUUGACCAGACUGCUGUACCUGCUGAUGGAUAUCUCAAUGAUGUCCGUAUUGAUCUCAAUCCAGCUCUGACGCCAUCAGGUCAAGGCGUAGCCUACAUUUCCGACAACAGUCCAGAGGGCCGCACUGCGAUCGUAGUGGUUGAUCUUGGCUCUGGUGCUGCUUCGCGCAAAUUGGUGGGCGACCCUUCCAUCUCGUCACAUCCAGGAUUUGUGCCGUUUAUAUGGGGAGAAGCCGUCUAUUCCAAUUCCAGCAGCAUCUCACACUUUAGUGUCGGCGUUGACGGUAUCGCACUGUCAGCUGACGGAUCUACACUAUACUACUGUCCAGCAGGGGGAAGAUCUCUUUACGGCAUUGAGACCAAAUAUCUCCUAGACAACUCUCAUAACUCAGAUGUCCUCUCGAGAUCUCAAAUCCAGGUUUUGGGUGAUAAGGGGCUCUCUGAUGGACUAGAAACAGACUCUAACAAUAACAUCUACGGCGGCAACAUGGAAGACAAUUCCAUCAUCAAGUUCAAUCCGAAAACUGGACUGGUGCAGCCAUUUGUCAGGGACCCGAGACUCAGCUGGACAGAUACUUUAUCAGUUGCUACAGAUGGAUACUUGUACUUUACCGAGAAUCAACUCUGGAGAGCGCCUAUCUAUUGGGGUGGAAUCGACCGUAGGGUGAAGCCAUACGCAAUGUUCAGAGUGAAAUUGCCCGAUGGUGGAGUGAAGGUGUCUCGACCUCGGCGAGAAUGA
Trichoderma harzianum CBS 226.95 is the source of this 1230-nucleotide messenger RNA. RefSeq lists its product as hypothetical. The record is from RefSeq and is a predicted model, not a curated record. The transcript is spliced from 3 exons. The coding region runs from base 1 to 1230 and encodes 409 amino acids. NCBI's taxonomy places the organism in Eukaryota, Fungi, Ascomycota, Sordariomycetes, Hypocreales, Hypocreaceae.